GUUAAUAAUAAUGUUAAUUCUUACAUACUUCCAAUACUAGGACAAUUGUUUUACCAAUAAGUUAAAUGGAAUGAAGGGAAAUGGAUUAAGAGAGCCCUAAUCUGAUUAUUUUUAUUAUUUUUAAAUGUUUUUAUAGAAAAAUAUGUGAGAAGAUUCAUGUCAUUGCCCUUUGCGCUGAAACAGUUAUGCUUCUUUUAAAUUGGGUCAAACCACCUAUUUUGUUCUCAUACGAUCAAAAUCCCGAUUUUGGUACGAUUUUAACGAUUUUAAUCCUAAUUUUAAACGAUUUUAAGGUCCACCGAUUUUAUAGUAAAAUCGGGAUUGGAAUCUCUAAGUAAAAUCCUAUGAUUUUACGAUCAAAAUCCCGAUUUUGACUGCAUUGUCCACGUGUAGUGCAAUUAAGGCUAUCCCCCUUCCGCGCCAGAAUGUGCAGGAUAAACUAAUCUGGCAUGGUACAACGGAUGGGGUGGUUUUGGUUAAAUCGGCCUACCAUCUAGCUGUCAAUCUAGAUAGGCCCGAGGGAGUUUGGAAGUCUACAGUGAGCUGGAUGGAUAAAUCUAGUUGGAUUCGUUUGUGGGAGGCUGAUAUUCCCCCCAAAGCUCAAAAUCUUUAUAUGGCAGAUCCUCAAUCGCAUCCUUUUAACUACGGAGGCUCUUAUUGAAAAGCAAGUCCCCGUUCUCCCUAGGUGCCCGGUAUGCUGGGAUGGCCCCGAAACAAUGGAGCACUUUUUCUUUGAUUGCACGGUGGCACGUACCUUGUGGGGCGCUGGGGGCUUGGAGUAUCUGGGGGGGGGGGGGGGAUUGUCUCGCCAUACUUUCCCUCACUUUCUUAAAUGCCUGCUGGCCCUGAUUCCUCAGCCACCCAUGUUCAUGGCGGUAGUCGCUAUCCUUGGGUGGAUCUAGCGGUCGCGUAACUGGGUCAUCUUUGAAGGGAAGCAGGUUGGGAUCCCCGCUUUGAUGCGCAAGUACUAGCAACAAUAUGAGGAAUGGGUCCGGUUUCCGGUGGAGCGGAUGCCUCAGCCUUCCAUCCCUUUGGUGCAGAACCUGAGCCUGGGUGGGGCUACGAGGGAUGUUUGUAUGUGGGAUGGGGCUACGAGGGUUGGGUCUCAUGCAGCAGGGGGAUGGUCAUUUUCAACCAGGCUAGGGAGGUUCUAAUGGCCCAGGGUAUUCAGUUCCCAAUGAUAACGGACCCCAUGGUGGUGGAGUUGUUGGUACUCCGUGAGGCUAUGUUAUGGUGCCUAGCGCUUGGAUUCACGGAGGUGGGUUUUGAAGGUGAUGCAAAAGUUAUUAUCGAUAAAAUUAAUCGUGCAGAUACCAGAGAUAACCGGAUUGGUGAUGUUCUUGAAGAAGUGGUGCAUUAUUUUGCUCUCCAUCCGGGGUUUCGUGUUCGGUUUGUAGGUCGGCGUAGUAAUAGGGUAGCCCAUUCAGUGGCUAGCCCUCUUUUGUACCCGACCACGAGUCGUUCUUUUGGUUUCAUGAUCUGGCUUAAUUCCAGGGUGUAAUUAUCUUGUCGAUUGAAUCAAUAUAUGAUUACCUUUUGUAAAAAAAAUCACCUAUUUAAACCAAGAGAUGCAGGGAAAAUCACCAAAGUUUAGAGUUUCACAACCACACUUCGACAUUAUUUGAUGUAAUAUUUUUCCAGCAUUGUCGAAUGUAAAUUUUUUUUUAUUUAUCCUUUAUUUCAGCAGCUCUUCACUAUUCGUCCUUCUCACUUUUACCUCGCUUUCACUUCUCUCAAUAGUCAAUAAACGUUCAUUUUCCACUCAUGCAUAGCAUAAAACAGAAAACUGAUCUUCACUACUAAAUAAUAAAUAUAUGUGGUUUAUUAAACAAUGAGAUACAUAUACUUUGAGUUUCUAUCAUUAUUUUCUCAAGAGUAGGUAAAUGUUUUCCGGCGAGAAAACUCUUGUUGAAAUGAGAUGGAUUGCACCUUUGACUUCUAUGGACAAUGAUUUCUAAGACACGGCUCACACCUCUUCAAAUAAAGUUCAAACGAGGGUGUUUGAUUGAUGGUUUUUGGGAACGAGAUCUAAAUUAAAUUCUUUCUACUCCUAUGGAGGUUCGGCGAGAGCUCCAAACUACGAACUACAUCUAUGGCUACAUGAUAGAGAAAAGGUAAAGGAUAAACGUGACAUGUGUGUUAGAGUGUUGGUUUUGGAACCCUUGUCUCUGUCGACCCCUCCUCUUAUUUAUAGCCCUGAGGAGGUAACCGCCAUAGAAAACCGCUUGUUGGAUAACUGCUACAAAGAACCGCUCCUCCUUCUUCGGUAGAAAACCGCCUCUUGGAUAACUCCCAAAAAGAACCGCUCCCUGCUUCCUCAGAGUGGUGGUUACUCCUUCAACCGCCUAGGUGCCUCUCUUGGAACCGUCGUGGGUUUUGGAGUAUAGCUUGCCUCGCCUGGUCUUGUUUUGAAUCUCGUGACAUGCUAGUCUUUUGACGAGCAUGUGGUGUCUCACAAAGGGGGUCGUGGUCUUCUUGCCUCGCGGCCAUGGACUUCUUACUCAUGUCCAUGGCCUUCUUGUCUUACGGCCAUGAACUUCUUACUCAUGUCCAUGGCCUUCUUGUCUAACGGUCAUGGACCUCUUGAGACAUAUUCACUAGUGAUAUAAUGCUCCAUCACCACGCCCUUCUCAUUCGUGUCCAUGGCCACUCUUGUGAAGUGGCAUGGACUUCUCAAUCAUGCACAAGGCCCCUCUCAUGAGGCGGCAUGCCCUUUCCAUACUUAGUAUUUUCAAUCAUUUAUAAUGCUUCUUGCUUCGUGUCCAUGGCCAUCACAUGACACGGCCAUGGACCUCUUAAUCAUGCACAUGACCCUUCUCGUGAGGCGGCAUGACCUUCUCAGACUUAGUAUAUUUUGGAUCAUGAGGCGACAUGGCCUCCUCAUUCGCGGCCAUGGACUUCUCAGUCAUGUCUGUGGCCCUUCUCGUGACACAGCAUGGCCCUCUCAUACUUAGUAUCUUUUCUUGCGUCCAUGCCCCCUUCUCGUGAAGUGGCAUGGACGUCUCAUCUUGUAUCGCGUCCAUGCUCCUUCUCAUGAAGCGGCACGUGCUUCUCCUUGAAGUGGCAUAUACCUCUUCCAGACUUAGUUUAUUUUUCAGUCAUUAGGCCUUGGUCAUGGGGCGGCAUGGCCUCUUCGUGAAGUGGCAUGCCCUUCUCGAGACUUAGAAUAUUUUUGACCGUAUCGAGGUCUUCCUUGAGAUGGCAUGUGCUUCUAAAUUCUAGAAGGACAUGUUUUUGUGUCGUUUGGUCUUGGUUAUGAGGCGGCAUGGCCUCUUCAUUCAUGGCCAUGGACUUCUCAUACUUAGAAAUUUUCAUGUCAUCUCGUGGCAUGGCAUGGCCUCUUACGAGAGGCCCAUGUCCCUUAUUGAAUCAUGUCCAUGCUCAUUAAUGAGCUGGUGACUUGGGUUUAAAAUCAAUAUCCAUAAGGCCC
Linum trigynum is the source of this 3430-nucleotide messenger RNA. The record is from the annotation of a GenBank genome assembly. Lineage: Eukaryota; Viridiplantae; Streptophyta; Magnoliopsida; Malpighiales; Linaceae.